Molecule: messenger RNA, 4351 nt
Organism: Acipenser ruthenus (sterlet)
Lineage: Eukaryota; Metazoa; Chordata; Actinopteri; Acipenseriformes; Acipenseridae
Product: dynein axonemal light chain 4
Exons: 4
Coding region: 99-419 (106 amino acids)
Biological process (GO): microtubule-based process
Cellular component (GO): dynein complex
Molecular function (GO): dynein light intermediate chain binding; dynein intermediate chain binding
Source: RefSeq, a predicted model, not a curated record
GCUAGGGGCGGAAUGUCUCCCUGACAACCAGGGCUACCCGAACGGAGACGAGACUCCUAAACAAACUUCUCCAAACAGCGAGAGCAGAAAGCUUUAAAAUGGCUGAACCAGCAGAAAGCAAGAAGGAGGAGGCCGACUACAAGAGAGUGCACAGCUUCCCUCUCGUCCGGCACACAGACAUGCCAGAGGAGAUGAGAGUAGAGACUAUGGAGCUCUGUGUCACUGCUUGUGAGAAAUACGCCACAAACAAUGAGAACGCCGCUAAGAUGAUCAAGGAGUCCAUGGAUAAGAAGUUCGGCUCUUCGUGGCACGUAGUGAUUGGGGAGGGCUUCGGGUUUGAGGUGACCCACGAGGUGAAGAACCUGCUCUACAUGUUCUUCGGAGGGAGCCUGGCCGUGUGCGUGUGGAAGUGCUCCUAGCAGAGCCACACUCAGCAAAGCACAGGGACUCGCAAUCUCUCUCUCUCUGGAUCAGGUUUAUUCAUGAGCUGUAGAUCCAUGCUAAGCUCACACUACUUUAUUGUUCUAAAGUUAAACUGUAGGAAAUGAAGCGUUUACUCCUGAGAAACAUUCACAUUACAAAAUGGCUUUAAAGUGCUUGUAGCUAAUCACAUAAUUAUAUAUCUUACCUGGUUUGUUUGGUUUCCAUUGGCUACAUACAGGUAUGGCCAAAAGUUUUGCAUCACCUCGAAUUUUGGGAUUGAGACAUCAUUUAAAAAAUAUAUAUGAGCAUCAUUUUGUAUCUUUUAUUUAACAUCAUGUAAUCAAAGAAACUAUAAAAUGAUAUCGCGAAAGUCUCCUGGAAGCCAUAAUAGUAGUACAUUAGUAUUUCAUGUUAGAUUUCAAAAUUUCACAAAACUACAAAGCGGUGUGUAAUUCAAUGUGUUAACGUAACAUUAUUCAGCAGGUUUCAUUCGACUUUAUAAAGCAAAAUUAGUUAAUUCUGUAGGGGGAUGCAACACUUUUGGCCAGAGCUGUAAGUCUCAAGCAUGCAGGUUUGAAAGAAACACAUAGUGUAACAUGUAUUUUCCUUUUUAUGUACUAUUAAUUAGUCAAUUAGCAUAUGCUUUUAUUACAACAGGACCUCGGUUUUUCGUCUCCUCUGAAAUAGUUUCCAGGCUUUGCUCUCAAGAAAUCUGGAGCACUACCUGGGUUACCUCAGCAGUGUCAGCCGGUAGGGGAAGCUGCUGGCUGGUUAUUAACCCUCCAGGUGAACAAGAACAUGCAACAAUAUCUGAAAGCAUUGCUUGCAAAAAUAGAUUUUUUUACCCCAAUAGAUUUUCAUGUUUAAUAUAAUGUAAUAUUUUUCAAAACUGCAAAUUUGAGACCUCUAUAACGAAUAGAAGUACACAACAGGUAAGAUUCACAGGAUUCUUUUAUUAGCUGCAAACACUUAUAGAGACAUUUAAUUAUAUCAGUGAGUUGUUUUGUGAAACGUGCUCUGUUACUUUUCUCCUUUUAUGGAAUAGAGUAAUUGAUUUGAAAAUAUGUUGUGGCAGGAUCAACAAAGAGACUUGAGAAUGAAAAACACAGGAACGCUUUCCAAACUAUUUUAUAGAAACCAGAAAGAUCACCAAACCUGAUUAUACGGUGCUUUGCCCUGUAUGAAAGUUGCUGCUGUUCACAUUUGUGUUUUGGUUCCCUGAGCUAACAUAUGGCGUCGAUAACCCCCUACUGCUGAAGGUAGCAGCAGGAGGAUGGCUGUUUAGUUCACAAUGGAGCAGAUGGAAAAUAUUGUGGGCCUGCCUGCAGCUAAAUCUGCCUCAGGCAGGCAAGCCAACAAAGUCUGGUUUCAAAUUUUGGAAGUGCUAGACUAGAACUUACAAAAGCUGUUAUUCCUUUAAAGGAAAAUAAAAAAUGGUGCAAACUUUGCAUUGGAGCAUCUCUCUCUGUGUCUCUCUUGUAAGGAGAGGGGUUUAGGGAGAACUGAAUUGAAUAUCAUCUCUCUCUGUCAAUUUCAACUGCACUAAAAUGACACAUUUUUACUGUUUUAUUAAUGUAAAAAAAAGCUGCAAAAAAAGUCAUUUUUUUAUUGGUCCAGACUUGUGUAGAAAAAAACUUUUUUCCAACCUUUUGUUGGAUCAACUCAUAGGGCUAACUUAUAAACUUUGGACACUAUAGGGUGAAAGUAGGUUUGUACAGGUAAGAUGAUUUAGACCAGGGAUAUCCAACUGAUGGUUAAAAGCUUCAGAAUAUGUGUUUUUAGAGAGGGGGGGGGGGGUAUGCAUGUUAAUUUUGUCUAUUGUAGUCAACACUAAUGAAGACACUAGCCAAAACGUUUGUCUGUUGACAAAACUGGAUUGUAUCAACCACUAACUUUUAGGGAGAAUCCUGUUUUAUAGGUAGUUGAUACAAUCCAUAGCGACUCCUCAGUUCUGUAAAAUCUGACUCAUCCUUCUGGGAAAUGGGUUGAUCAAAUCAGCCCCUUUCUUAUAAGUUUUACCUUGCAUUGUUUUUUUUAGUUAAAAUGUAAUGCUAAAAUGCCUUAUUGUCUUACUGAGUUCGAAGCAAAGAACAAAAAAAACAUCAAAAUGCUGGCAGCACCACCUCAGCUGAACUUUUCUUUGCUCUCUUGCGUAAUUUAUAUACUGUGAAUGAUGUUUUGUUUGCAGGAGCAACAAUGGUGACCUUUAUUUAACCAGGAAAAUCCCAUUGAGAUUAAAAUCUCUUUUUCAUGGGAGAACUGGUCAAGAAGGUUGCAUGUAAUACAAAAUUUAUAUUUAUAUAUAUAAUUUACAAAAUGAAGACAAACAAGUUAAUCAAAUUAUACAAAGCAAUUUAGGGGCUUCGCCCAAAACAAAAACAUGUCUCAACUGCAUAGAAACUUAGUCUGAGAUCUAAGAUUAUAAAUACUACCAGAGUUCAUUGGCAAUUUAUUAAGAUGAUUUGGGAUGUUGUCAGGGAUAGCCUUAUAAACAAUUAUACACCAGAGUCUUCGUGAUGAUAUGGAAGUCAAGACCAAACAAACUAUAUAAAUCACAAUGAACGUAGUAACCCAGGUUGAUUAUAAAUCUCAAUGCAGAAGUGAAGAAAAAAAAAUAAAAAAUCUGUUUCACUUCACCUUUGCUUUGGCCCAUGCAAUGCACUAUAAAAACAAACAGCAUUACCAAAAAUGUCAACAGGGGUUAUGAGCUGUGUAUAAUUAUUUGUAAGGGAGUUUAGCUUCCUGGUCUUUCUGAUCACUAGUAUGACUUUUAGACUGAAAUGUUGGAUAUCUCUGCUCUGGACUAUUCUUCUAUAUUAUGGGAUUUGUUUGCAUGUUUUUUAUUGUUUGUUUUAAUUGUAUACUUUGUGUAUGAGAGACCGUCCAUAACCUUGCACAUAAAAUCUCCGGAAUGCAGUCCGCCCAGUAUCUCAGUAUUUCAGGUUCUGGUAGUGUAUUUGUGUCUGCUAUUGCAUUAUUUUAUUACAGGAUUAUAAACUCACAGGAGUCCUGCAUCGGGUUUAGCUAUGUUAUUCAAAUGACCAGGUAGGUAGUUGCAAGGAUUUGAUCAAUCAGGCCCUUGCUAAAGGUACUCUGAACCGAUUACACCUAUCAUCACAGCAUGUCUGUAGAUUGUUUAUUAAGCAAGAAAAGCAAGGUGAAAAGAUUUGUUCAAUAAGAUUGAUCAGGUCUGUCUAGUCUAAUGCAUUGGAGGCUUGGUAGUCCAGUAGCUUGUUAGCAGGAGGUUCCCAGUUCAAUCCCAGCUCAGCCGUUGUGUCUGACCCUGAGCAAGUCACUUAACCUCCUUGUGAUCCUCUUUGUGGCACUGCAGCAGCAGUUGUGAUGCAUGGUUUACCCCCAAGUCUCUCUAAGUCGCUAUGGAUAAAAGCAUCUGCUAAAUGACCAAAUAAUAAUAAUAAUAAUAAUAAUAAUAAAUUCAAUUGCGUUCUGAAACCCUGGACUGGGAGCAGGAACCUAAAUCUAACCCUGUAUGAUUUUUUUCAACGCGACAAGGAAACGGUAUGUUAGUCCAAUGUGAUUUGGGAUUGUUUCUUUGAAAGACAAUGCUCACAGACUGUUAUUUUUUUUUAAACAAACAUUUCAUUCAGGGCCAGUUUCAAUCCUUGAAGCAACCCAGACUUUACCUAUCUACAGUAACAGAUGUGCAGCCACGCACCACCAUGCAAAGAGAAUUUACCUUGUAAAAUUUCAUUUUAUAUAUAUAUAUAUUUAGCAUGCUUUAGCUUUUUUCCUUUUAAUUGUUUUGUAUGGAUUUUUACUUGAAUUUUAACGGUUAUUUUUUUGUUUUAAAUUACAAAAAAAUGCUUUGUAAAUAAAUUAAAUGAUUUUGUAUAUUGCUGUUCGCAAUAUAAAUGUAUUAAUAAACAUGAUUUAUGUAUUUCAUGUAUCUUUUAAUAAACUUAUUUAA